Molecule: messenger RNA, 1777 nt
Organism: Phyllostomus hastatus (greater spear-nosed bat)
Lineage: Eukaryota; Metazoa; Chordata; Mammalia; Chiroptera; Phyllostomidae
Gene: RNF167
Product: ring finger protein 167
Exons: 9
Coding region: 537-1592 (351 amino acids)
Biological process (GO): ubiquitin-dependent protein catabolic process; positive regulation of DNA-templated transcription; protein ubiquitination
Cellular component (GO): cytoplasm; nucleoplasm
Molecular function (GO): ubiquitin protein ligase activity
Source: RefSeq, a predicted model, not a curated record
ACUGGUCAGCUCUAGGGUCCGGGCUGUAAAAGGGAGACAACUAGGUCGUCUUCUGGCACUUAGGUGCUCCCUUAAUCUACACAGGCACUCCUACCUCUAACUUUUAUUUUAAACGGCCUUUUAGGACCGGAAGUCCUUCAUCUUGAGCGUCCAAUGCUGGAAGCAGCCUUUCUUUACCGGAAACCCUAUCCCAGGACCUAGGAAGACGGCCCACCUGGCCGGAAGUCCCACCUCCUUGAGCUCCCCCACCCUUCCAGAAGUUUUUCUGUCACCUGUGUUUACCUCUCUACCCUUCCCCUGUUUUAUCCCCAUACCAGGAAAGGAUACGUUUAGUGUCUUCCUCCCAGGUCCUCUAAACGCCUUGGGUAUCUCACUCCCCGAGCCGUGGUUCCUUCCGUGCGUCCCCAUGUAGCUGGAAAGUGGGACCUGGGGAUGGUUGGACCCCUAGGAUUCUGUAGGAGCGGAGAGGGCGCCGAACUCCGCCUCUGCUCCUGCUACGGGAACGCGGCCUCCUCAACUCUUCCCCUCUUGCUGCCAUGCACCCUGCGGCCUUCCCGCUUCCUGUAGUUGUUGUGGCCUCUGUGCUUUGGGGAGCGGCCCCCAUCCGGGGGCUCAUUCGAGCGACCUCGGACCACAAUACCAGCAUGGAUUUUGCAGACCUCCCAGCUCUCUUUGGGGCUGCCUUGAGCCAGGAGGGACUUCAGGGCUUCCUUGUAGAGGCUCACCCAGCGAAUGCCUGCAGCCCCAUUGCUCCACCACCCCCAGCCCCGGUCAAUGGGUCAGUCUUUAUUGCACUGCUUCGAAGAUUCGACUGCAACUUUGACCUCAAGGUCCUGAAUGCUCAGAAGGCUGGGUAUGGUGCAGCUGUAGUACACAAUGUGAAUUCCAAUGAACUUCUGAGCAUGGUGUGGAAUAGUGAGGAAAUCCAGCAGCAGAUCUGGAUCCCGUCUGUGUUUAUUGGGGAGAGGAGCUCUGAGUACCUGCGUGCCCUCUUUGUCUACGAGAAGGGAGCUCGGGUUCUUCUGGUCCCAGACAAUAGCUUCCCAUUGGGUUAUUACCUCAUCCCUUUCACGGGGAUUGUGGGACUGCUGGUUUUGGCCAUGGGAGCAGUGAUGAUAGCUCGUUGUAUCCAGCACCGGAAACGGCUGCAGCGUAAUCGACUGACCAAAGAGCAACUGAAACAGAUUCCAACACAUGACUAUCAAAAGGGAGACCAAUAUGAUGUCUGUGCCAUCUGCCUGGAUGAGUAUGUGGAUGGUGACAAGCUGAGGGUACUCCCCUGUGCUCAUGCCUAUCACAGCCGCUGUGUGGACCCCUGGCUCACUCAGACCCGGAAGACCUGCCCCAUCUGCAAACAGCCUGUCCAUCGAGGUCCUGGGGAUGAGGAGCAGGAAGAAGAAACUCAGGGGCAAGAUGGUGAUGAGGAAGGGGAACCAAGUGACCAUCCUGCCUCAGAGCGGACCCCACUUUUGGGCUCUAGCCCCACAGUUCCCACCUCUUUUGGCUCCCUGUCCUCAGCCCCUCCUGUUUCCCCUGGGUCUUCAACAGAUCUCCCACCCUCUCCUCCCUCUUCAACUGCCAUCCUGGUCUAAUACUCUCCUAAUCACCCCAUCCCUGGUGACCUAUUUUGCACAGCCUCUUCCUCUCUAUUCUGUCAAGGGAUGGACAUUUUUCCCCUAGGUUUUUCCCUUAACCCAACCCCAUCCUUUUGAGGGGGUUGGUGCAAAGGGACUGGGUCUUCAUUUAUUGGGUUAAUAAAGUUGUUUUGUCAACUAAA